UAGCAUCAGUAGGCCAUUGUUGCUAACAACUAUUGUGUAGCAGUAAAGAAUACUGGUAAAUGUACGCUGAUUUUAACAACUUAACUUAUUAACGCAACAAUUAUCACUCCAUAGGACAACAUAGCCAUUCUACGUUUUCCAGUUACAGUAAUACAUUGUGUCGAAGAUAUUCAUAGAAAACGACCGACCUUCAAUUUUUUAAAAAAUGGCUGAAAUGAGUUGAACACUUAUAUUGAAUUUUCUGGCAUUGGGUAUAAAGUAAUUUGCUAUUAAAUUCAACAUGAGUGCCUCAGAAGCCGAAUAUGAGUCAUCGGAGACUGAUUCUCCAGUCAUUAGAACGAGACCAAUUCCCCAGCAACAAAAAGUUAGCGGAUCUGACGAUGAGGGCUCUGAAAAUGAAGACCAAGAAGAGUUUGAAGAAGAAGAAGUCGACGAACAACAAAAAGAAAACCCUCAAUCAGAGAACAGAGUCGCAAAAUCUACUGUUAUGCCACCAGCGAGCGGCCCUGGUGCAGCAGUAACAGUACCCCAGCAUCCUAAAUAUGAUAAAAUGGUAGAAGAAGCCGUCAAGGAACUGGUAGAGAACAAGCGAAGCGGAACGUCCAUUCAGAAGAUUUUAAAAUUCAUCACAAAUAAAUAUUUGAUUGCCGAGCCGAAAGCUAAAUUUUUUUGUAAAAAAUCCUUAGAAAAGGGACUCAAGAAUGAAAUGUACAUAAAAACCAGCGGAGUUGGCUUCAGUGGAUCAGUUAAUUUCACGACCUCUUAUAGGAAAAAACUAAAAGCUGAGCAAACCAAGUUACUAAAACCUAAGAAAACCAAAGAAUCAAAAGUGAAACCCAAAGCCAAGCCGGCCGAGGCAAAAACUAAAAAAGAUACGAUCGCUAAAAAACGAGGACCUACCAGUAAGGCCGAGCCUAAAGUGAAACAAGCAGCUGUAUCCAAGAAAGACAAAAAUAACAAUCCUGCACCCAAGACGGGUUCCAAAAAUGCAAAAAUAGCAAAUACCAAGACCAAAAUUUCCAAAACGGGAAAAGUGAGACUCUCUAUUAACGCAAAAAUUGCCCCACAACCUAAAGCCAAACCGAAAGUCACAGCCAAAGUUAAACCAUCUGUUACACCGACGGAAAAGAAGCCGGCCAAGACUAAACCCAGUGCUGGGCCUUCUAAGGCAAAGACAACAUCGUCUGAAGCAAAAGUUCAAGCUAAAAAGCCGAAAGUAAAAUCUUAAAGAUAUUGAGUAAUGUUUAAGUUUUGUAUGCAGAUGCGUAGGCUCUGUUAUUCUGACAGUGUUGUUUGCUUUUAACUUGUUUUGUUUUAUUUGUACUAAAUACUUUGUUCAAACGCCCCUAUUAUGUCUAACUUAUGUAAUAACAUGAUAAUGUGGUAUGUCGCAGACCAUAGAAUACUAAUGAAAUAAACCAGUUAAAUGUUAUGGUAUUA
Wyeomyia smithii (pitcher-plant mosquito) is the source of this 1440-nucleotide messenger RNA. RefSeq names its product histone H1-I-like. Gene Ontology annotation, molecular function: DNA binding. Gene Ontology annotation, biological process: nucleosome assembly. The record is from RefSeq and is a predicted model, not a curated record. The transcript is spliced from 3 exons. NCBI's taxonomy places the organism in Eukaryota, Metazoa, Arthropoda, Insecta, Diptera, Culicidae. Gene Ontology annotation, cellular component: nucleosome. Bases 281 to 1228 code for a protein of 315 amino acids.